Molecule: messenger RNA, 1842 nt
Organism: Cuscuta campestris
Lineage: Eukaryota; Viridiplantae; Streptophyta; Magnoliopsida; Solanales; Convolvulaceae
Source: the annotation of a GenBank genome assembly
AUAUAUGAACUAAACCACUUAAGGACUAAAAUCCAAGAAACCUUUCAAAACACUGUCUGCCUCCAUUUCCAAUCAAUCACGGUUCUCAAUCGCAUCUUGUACAGAUUUCCGAGUACACACAAAUCACAGGUCGCUCUCUGCUCGUUAUCCGGGUCGUACCAAUUCGGGCACGCGCCUUUUUUUGGUUCAACCAAACCCCAGAGUCUCAUUUGCCCUGCUCCUGCCAUUAUUACCCACAAUUAUUGUAGGUCAGUUCUCCUUCUUAUACGACUCUGAGAGGGCGGAGAAGGAAGGCUCAAGAGUUGUUGGGAGGUUUUGAGGGAUGGGUAUUUGGGUGAUUUGUGGGGUUCUUGUUCUUGGGCUUUUGGGUUGUGGGAAUGGGUACCCGGAGGAUGAACUGGUGAAGGGUUUGCCUGGGCAGCCGAAGGUUGGGUUCAAGCAGUAUGCUGGGUAUGUUGAUGUGGAUUUGAAGGCUGGGAGGAGCCUCUUUUACUACUUUGUUGAAGCUGAAGUCGAGCCCGCUCACAAGCCCCUCACUCUUUGGUUGAAUGGAGGCCCAGGCUGCUCUUCAAUUGGCGGAGGAGCAUUCACCGAGCUGGGACCAUUCUUUCCCCGAGGUGAUGGCCGAGGGCUUCGAAGAAAUCCAAAGUCAUGGAAUAAAGCAUCGAAUCUCCUUUUUGUUGAGUCUCCGGCUGGCGUGGGAUGGUCAUAUUCAAAUACAAGUUCUGACUACAAUAGUGGAGAUGCCUCAACUGCUAGGGAUAUGCGUAUUUUCAUGAUGAAAUGGCUCAACAAGUUCCCAUCAUAUAAAACCAGAGACUUGUAUCUCACAGGGGAAAGCUAUGCAGGACAUUACAUUCCGCAGUUAACUGUUGCUCUUCUGGACUACAAUCAACAUUCCAAGGGAUUCAAGUUCAACCUCAAAGGAGUUGCAAUUGGGAACCCUCUGCUUAAACUUGAUCGUGAUGUUCCGGCAACAUAUGAAUACUUUUGGUCUCAUGGGAUGAUUUCUGAUGAAGUUGGUCUGACACUAAUGAAAGAGUGUGAUUUUGAGGACUAUGUGUUUGCUAGUCCACACAAUGUGACACAAUCGUGUAAUGAUGCCAUAACAGAGGCGAACCGCAUUGUUGGUGACUAUGUAAACAACUACGAUGUGAUUCUUGACGUAUGCUAUCCCUCAAUUGUGGAGCAGGAAUUGCGUUUACGCAAGAUGGCCACAAAGAUAAGCUUAGGUGUUGAUGUGUGUAUGAGCUAUGAAAGACAUUUUUACUUUAAUCUUCCUGAGGUUCAGAAGGCCAUCCAUGCAAACCGAACCAACUUGCCAUAUAGUUGGUCUAUGUGCAGUGACAUUCUGAACUACAAUGAAGCCGAUGGAAGCAUUGACAUUCUUCCUCUGCUAAAAAGGAUCAUACAAAACAAAAUCCCCGUCUGGGUUUUCAGUGGGGAUCAAGAUUCUGUCGUACCAUUACUUGGGUCGCGAUCGCUUGUGCUUGAACUUGCUCGUGACUUGAAGUUCGAGGUUACAGUACCUUAUGGAGCUUGGUUCGACAAGGGACAGGUGGGAGGCUGGGCAACGGAGUACGGAAACCUGUUAACCUUUGCCACGGUGAGGGGCGCUUCUCAUAUGGUGCCCUACGCGCAGCCCUCUCGAGCCUUGCAUCUCUUUAGCGACUUCGUACGUGGUCGGAGACUGCCAAACACGACACAUCCCUCCAUUGAGGGUUGAAACCAGCAAAUUGUCUUAUAAUGAAUACUCUACUAGUUCAAUUAUGAAACAUUUGUAGUUCAUUUUAAACACUUUUAAUGUUAUUGUCAGUCAAUCAAUAUAUGGAAAACAAUAUG